CGUUUAUUUUGCUGGGUGCGUUAUUUUGAAAGCUUGCGGCAAUCUUGCGGGCUUGCGUACUUGCGUCGCUUGCGUGUUGCGUGUUGCUUCCUUGCGUCGCUUGAUUAGUGUACUGUGGCGAAGUGCGGCAGCCUCAUCGAGCAGUGGCGAAAGUUUUGUUUUGAGUAGUGCAAAGAUAGUAGUUAGUUGAAAUAACUCAUUGGUCUGACUUGUCCAUGAGAGCUCACUAAAAUGCCACUGUCACAUUUUGAUGAGCGGAGUGGUGCUGUGAGUUGCCCAACACCCUGGGGUCGCUGGUGGCAGACAGUGGGUGAAGUAUUUGCCGAGAUUGAAGUUCCCAAAGGCACACGAGGCAAGGAUGUUCGGAUCCAGAUUACUCCUAGACACAUAUCUUGCACAGUGCAUGGAAAGGAGCUCUUUUCUGGGAAUCUUUAUCGCACUGUUGUUGCUGAUGAAUCAACAUGGACCAUUGAGGAGCGACAGCGGGUGUUGAUUUUGCUUGUCAAGACAGAACCCGCUAAUUCGGAAAAGGUGUGGGAAUCGCUGCUUGAGGGACAGUAUGCACCAGAUCCACACAUCAUGCACGAGAUGAUGAAGAAACUGGACCUAGAGAAGUUUCAAAUGGAGAACCCAGGCUUUGACUUCAGUGGAGCCAAACUAGAUAAAGCAUAUGACCGCAUUCCAGGCCUUCAUGACGACGCUUUGGAAAGUCAGGCAAUGGGAUUUCAUCUGCAACAAGCAAAGAGUGAAUCUACUGACAGGACGGAUGCUAAUGCUGGAAGCCUUUCUUAGUGACAAAGUUAUUAGGACCACCUUCCUUGUCUUCCUUCACCAACAUUUGUUCCUUCAUCAGUUAUUGUUUUUCAAUGAUACAUGUGUUGUUUAUAAUUUACUCUCUCUAAUUCUGUGUGAAUGGGUGUGUGAGCAGUUUCUCUCCUUUUUUGGGGGAGGGGGAGGGAAGGGGGAGGGGGGCUAGAGUUCAAGGCCCACAUAAAAUCACUGCAGAUGUUCUAAACACGUAUGGCAAGUUGAACACAAAGAACGCUACUUGUAAGGAGUUGUAUGUAGCAGCCAAAGCUGCUUAUAAAAUGUUGACAGUAAUGUGCAGUGAAGCUGACUGAAAAUCUUAGUGCAUCAAGCUCUCAUGCAUCACUUUGACACCUGUGCUAUCAAGAAUUGGCUUGACUGCAUAGUGUAGCCACCAGAAGUUUCUUGCAUUUAAAGUUUCACAACAUACUAGCAUUAUUUUGUGUAGCAGCAUGGAAAUGGGAUUUUGGUAUUCAUACCAAGGGGGGGGGGGGUAUGGCUUUCUGCACAGAGAAGGUAAAUGAAUGCAACACCUGUUUUUGUAAUUAAUGGCAGAUGUUGACAUGAAAUUGUUUGCUUGCGAGAUCUGUGAAGGGAAGUUAUUGCAUGGCCAAAACCUGUUUGGAAGCCAUCGAUAGCAUUGCAGCAUUUAUGACUUGCCAAACGCUAGCAAAUGUAAAAAUUUCUAGGUUGAUUUUGAAUGUUUAUAUAAAAGCACAUGUUUUGUUAAUAAAAAAGGGCCAGAUAUUUUUUAAUGACUCCUGGCAAUACCUGGCUGACAAUUGCCAAAAUAAAAACAAGGGCAGUUUCACUCAUCUCUGUGUUAAUGUGGACUUCAUGCAUAUAUUACUUGAAGCCAAGACAGUUCUGAUCAGGUUCUUAGCAGAAAGCAUCAAGAAUUAAAUGGCUUCUGAAACCAGUAUCUUGCACAAGUACAGCCAUGCGCAUUUUGUGCUAUAUUGCACAAGCAUUGAAGCAAGGCACACAGAUGAACCACCUGUGCAAGCAUUGUCUGCUGUGCUGUUUCUUUCAGCAAGUAUCGAUCCCUGCCUCUUUUACCUGUGGGGCCACAUUGUGGACAGUAACAGAUAGCAGCAUUAUGAAACCUCAGCUUUCUUUUUUUUUUUUCAACACUUGUGUGUGAUCAUUAUACCUAUAUGGUUAGGUAGCGCACUUUGGACUUUUUGCAGCAGCUUCUACACUUUUUUAAAGUGUAGAAGCUGCACGUUUUUCGUUAACUUUUUGUUUUUGUAUCGCUUGAGUGUGCGCAGAUAGUUUGGUCCUAGAUAAGAUUACGUGGACUGUCGGUUUAUCUUCACAUGUGCAUAAAUAAUCCUUUCACAGGAGUGUGCAAAAUUUUGUCUUUGAUCAGGUGAUAUGAGGGUUGGUUCAUUUCUGUGUCGCUCGGGGGUGCUUGGGUGCAUAUUUAUUGAAGUAUUUUUCCUGAAAGAAAUUCAGUUGCGAGUGUAGUGAGUGUCGUGUCCUUCCUGUUUCUUUUGUCCCCGUCCAAAGUGCGCUACCUAACCAUAUAGGUAUGAUGAUCAGUCACCAACUAGCCCAGCUCUCAACCUUAUUGAACUUGUGUGUGACAAUAAUGUUGGCAAUCUUGGUGUAGCAUGCAUCUUUUUCUUGACAGUGCUUUUGGUUUCCUUCUUUUUAUUUCUUCAAAAGGAAACCACCCCAGACAUGAUGAUGGGGUUUACAUUACCCUGAAAGGAACAGCAUAGCAAACGAUGCUUGCACUGGAGAUGCUGUGGUACUGUCAGCCUCACAGAUUAUCGCCGCCAUAGGGCGCUGACACAGCGUGCAGUCAACGCUCAUGCAGUAUAGGUAGUUAAAUGCCCAGGACUGCAUUUUCGAUGGAGGCGAAAAUGUCUGAGGCCUGUGUACUUAGAUUUAGGUGCACGUUAAAGAACACCAGGCGGUCAAAAUUUCCGGAGCCCUCCACUACGGCGUCUCUCAUAAUCAUGGUUUUGGGACGUUAAACCCCAGAUAUUAUUAUUAUUAUUAUUAUUAUUAUUAUUAUUAUUAUUAUUAUUAUUAUUAUUAUUAUUAUUAUUAUUAUUAUUAAAUACCCAGGAGGCUGUACUUUUUGUUUCUUUGGAAACACCCGCACUGUUUAGCUGUGGUUAAGCAUUUUUGUAAGCAUGUAAACUUGGUGUGUUUCGUAAGAAUGUGAUAACUUGUGUGCUGGUGUUUUCCCUAGUAGAGCAUGCUUUUCUUGUGCUACACUUCUCAAUACUACUCUGUGCUACCUCAAGCUGUUACAUGCCUGACAAGCAAAAAGGAAUUGGAGAAGCUGCUUUGCGCAGUUGUUGGGAAUCUUCCCCUGUGCAUAUUUUGCCCUGUAGUGCAUUAUUUGCAGCAUGGUAUCACAGAAUAAAUGUCCAGUCCACUUUGAAUGUUAAUGUCUCUCUUGAUGAAGUUGAAGAA
Molecule: messenger RNA, 3240 nt
Organism: Rhipicephalus sanguineus (brown dog tick)
Lineage: Eukaryota; Metazoa; Arthropoda; Arachnida; Ixodida; Ixodidae
Product: nudC domain-containing protein 2
Exons: 2
Coding region: 232-792 (186 amino acids)
Biological process (GO): protein folding
Cellular component (GO): cytoplasm
Source: RefSeq, a predicted model, not a curated record